GGGGCCUGGUGCUCGCUCCAGCCUCAGAGACUCAGCUGACUGGAACCCCCAUCGCAGCCCUCUUGCAAUAGAAUGGAUAUUCUGUUAGAGAUUUCAGGAUGGAUUCCUGGCUGAGGAUGGAAAAACAGAUGUGAAGUCCCUCAUGGCGAAGUUUAACACAGGCAGUAACCCGAAAGAGGAGAUCUCAGUCAGCAGCAGGCCCUUCAAAACGACCGGACAAAACUCACCUUCAGGAAUACAAGCGAAAAAGAACUUAUUCGACAAUCAAGGAAAUGCCACCCCUCCCACAGGACCCAGCAACUUGCCUAAGUUUGGGACACCAAAGCCAGCUGUGGCACUGAAACCUUCCUUUGAGGAGAAAUGUGACAAGGAGCCCAAACCCCCGUUUUUAAAACCUACCGGAGUAACCCAAAGAUUUGGAACACAGACCAAUUCAGCCACUAGAGACCCUGAGGUCAAAGUGGGAUUUCUGAAACCUCUUAGCCCCAAGCCCACCAACCCACCCAAAGAAGAUUCCAGGCCAGUGUUUCCACGGCCUUCUGGGAAUAAACCAUCACUUCACAAUUUGAACCAAGACCCCGACUCAAAGACACUAGGCCCCAAACCAGGGUCUACUCCUCCAGUUCCAGAAAAUGAUCAGAAGCCAGGGUUCCCAAAGUUGGCUGGAGCUAAAGGCAAGUUCAUGCCAGCAUCACAAGAUACUGACCCCAAACCACGAUUUCCCAGACAUACUUUUGGUCAGAAGUCAUCCCUGAGUACAGAGGACUCCCAGCAAGAUGAGAGCGCCACUAAGAACACAUUUGCACAAAAAGGACCCCCAGUGCCACCAGGAGCCAAAUUCAGGAGCAGCCCUUUAAAACCAGCCAGGGAAGACCCUGAGAGUAAAGACCGAGGAGAUGACACAGCAAGUUCACCAUUUGCUGGUGUGGUUCUGAAGCCUGCUUCAAGCAGAGGGAGCCCAGGCCUCCCCAGAAACACUGAAGAAAAAAAAGAAGAUAGGAAAAUAGAUGCCACGAAGAACAUCUUCCUGAGCAAAGUCAAUCAGGAAGAGUCGGCCAGAUUCCCUAAGGCACCUUCCAAGCUGGCAGUGGGGACAACAUGGGGCCAAAGUCAAGAAAAGGUAAAAGGAGACAAGAACUCUGCGGCCCCAAAGCAGAAGCCACUGCCUCCCCUGUCUACCUUGGGCCCACCUCCACCUAAACCCAGCAGACCACCCAACGUUGACCUGACCAGAUUCCGAAAAGCUGAUUCCUCAAACAGUACCAAUAAAGGCCAGACGCCUUACUCAACAACUUCUCUACCACCACCACCUCCAUCAUCCCAGCCUGCCAGUCAGCCACCAUUGCCAGCAUCUCACCCAACACAACCACCAGUCCCAAGUCUACCUCCCAGAAACAUUAAGCCUCCCCUUGACCUGAAAAAUAUUUCAACUGAAGAAAAUCAGGAUGGUGUCAUGCACUCUGAUGGUACUGGAAAUCUAGAAGAGGAACAAGACAGUGAAGGAGAAACAUAUGAAGACAUAGACUCAUCCAAAGAACGAGACAAGAAACGGGAGAAGGAGGAAAAGAAGAGAUUAGAGCUAGAAAGAAAGGAACAGAAAGAGAAAGAAAAGAAAGAACAAGAAUUAAAGAAGAAAUUUAAACUAACAGGCCCCAUUCAAGUCAUCCAUCAUGCAAAAGCUCGCUGUGAUGUCAAAGGAGGAAAGAAUGAACUGAGUUUUAAGCAAGGAGAGGAAAUUGAAAUAAUCCGCAUCACAGACAACCCAGAAGGAAAAUGGCUGGGGAGAACCGCCAAGGGGGCCUAUGGUUAUAUUAAAACAACUGCUGUAGAGAUUGACUAUGAUUCUCUGAAACGGAAAAAGGACUCUCUCAAUACUGUCUCAUUGAGACUUGUUGAAGAUGACCAAGAAGUAUACGAUGAUGUGGCUGAACAGGAUGCUCCUAACAGUCAAAGUGGAAGUGGAGGAGGGUUCCCACCACCACCGGAUGAUGACAUCUAUGAUGGGAUUGAAGAGGAAGACCCAGAUGAUGGAUCCAUGCUACAGGUUGAAGAGAAGAAUAACACGUGGUCCUGGGGGAUUUUGAAGAUGUUAAAGGGAAAAGAUGACAGAAAGAAAAGUAUACGAGAGAAACCUAAAGUCUCUGAGUCAGACAAUAAUGAAGGUUCAUCUUUCCCUUCUCCUCCUACACAACUGGAGAUGAGAGAAGAAGUUUACGAUGAUGUGGAUGCCUCAGAUUUUCCCACUCUAUCUGCAGAGAUGAGUCAAGGAAUUAAUGUUGGAAAGGCCAAAACAGAAGAAAAAGACCCCAAGAAGCUAAAAAAACAGGAAAAAGAAGAAAAAGACCUCAGGAAAAAAUUUAAAUAUGAUGGUGAAAUUAGAGUUCUAUAUUCAACCAAAGUUACACCCUCCUUAACUUCUAAAAAGUGGGGAGCUAGAGAUCUACAGAUAAAACCUGGUGAAUCGCUUGAAGUUAUUCAAAACACAGACGACACCAAAGUUCUCUGCAGGAAUGAAGAAGGGAAAUAUGGUUAUGUCCUUCGGAGCUACCUGAUGGACAAUGAUGGAGAGAUCUAUGAUGAUAUCGCUGAUGGUUGCAUCUAUGACAACGACUAGCACCCCACUGUGUCCAUUCUGCUGCUUAUUAGGGACUACUAUGGAUUUUAAUUGACAUGUUAUUGGGUAUCAUAGAAAAAAUUGAAUGCACAAAAUGAUUUAUCAAUUUUUGUUAUGAAAUUUGAUUAUCUUUACAAAGUUUAAUAAUUUUAAGCUUAGAAAAUGAUCUCUACUUAAUAUCUCAGAAGGCUGUUAGUGAGAUGUAAAAAUUACUAAAUAUCUUGUUUCUUUUUGGGGGGGGUCCUCACUCUAGCCGGGCUUGUCUCACACUCACAGCUGUCUUCCUGACUCAGCUUCCCAAGUGCUGUGAUUCUGGCAAGAGCCACACCUGGCUUAAAAAUCCCACUUUGGCUGUGAUUAGACCAUCAACAGAAAAAUCUCCUCUACCACAUCCCCUUUAAAAAGAAGCACAAACAAUGAAAGGCAUCCAAAGAAAUGACUCAUUUUUAAAAGAACAGAGGAUUUUCCGCAGGAAGGCAGCCUAUAGCUUGAGCUUCCCUUUAUUCUCUCUGUUCAAAUUGUCUGCAUGGAAAAGGCAGCUCUGUCUCCUCUUGCUGGUGGAUAGAAGUUUUUGAAAAACUGUAGCAGCAGCAAAACUUUUGUACUAAAUUGGUUGUGCUUUAUGAACUGUGGGAUCAUAUGUUAGUUAUUUGCAUUCGGUGUGCAUGUCUUAAGAUUACCUUACUGUAAAAGAGUCUAGAAGAAAUCUUAUUUUUGUGGAUUCAGACACUCCCAGUUGAAUUCCGUACUCUGUUUAAAUACCACCGUAGAGAAGACACAGAGGACUGACUACUCUACAAUGUGAAGACUUCAAGAAACAACCUUGAAACUUGCUUACUUUUUAUAGUAACUACUAUGAAGACACUUUGGAAGGUUCUUUAGUUUGUCCAUUACUUCUGCAGAACUUGAUAAUGUUUAUAACCACUUUACUAGAAAGUUUCAGCAGAAGGAGCACAAAGCAGUAAAUCCUAGCACUUGGCCAGGAAUGCUCCCCCUUGAGACCUGCUUCUCACCACACACACCAUCCAGGAAGCACUGGCUCUUGAAUGCUGAAAACACUAAGCGCCAUGAUCCAAAACAGAACAUCCUAGCAUCCAAGAAGAGAGAAGACUGGACAAUUUUUUGAAAUUAAUAAAUCCUGAUGCUGACUCUUCUAUUGCUGACCCUGAUGUGACCCUGACAUCCUUUAUUACCCAUGCAGUCUUCCUGUCUGUAAAUUACAAGAUUAAGUUUAGGUUUUUCCAAGUUUUCCCCUACCAAUUAUUUCCACCUUUUAUUAUUCUCCCCUAUUCCAAAUGCCUGUUUCAGAAGCUCUUUUUCUAAUUUUUAAACUCAUUGAUUAAAUAAUAAUAAUGUACUGCUUAUAUAUAAUGUAAAGAUCCAUUGGAGUUUCUGAAGAGUGACCCCACUGAAUUUUUGAAAAAGUCAAAAAUUGUAAGGGCUGGAAUGAUAGCUCAGUUGGUAAAGUGCUUGCCUCACAAGCAUGAAAACCUGACUUCAAUCACUAAAACCCAAGUUAAAAUGUCACAUGUGGUGGCCAGUGCUUGCAAUCCUAGAACUGGGGAGCAGAGACAGGGGAUCCCUGGAGCUCACUGGCCAACAUGUUCAUCCUAGUUGGUGAGCUCUACACCAAUGAGAGACUGUCUCAAGGAAAGUAGACAGCACCUGAGGGACAAGAGCCCAUAUUGUCCUCUGAAUUCCACAUGUACACACACACACACACACACACACACACACACACACAUUGAAAACACUGUAAAAUAACUCAAAGCCUUCAAAAGAGCUAGAAUUGGAAUUUCUAUUAAGUGCUUUAAAUUUUGAAAUAUCACCAACUUCUGCUCAGUUUAUAGGAUAUGGGGCUCUGAAUCUCCUAGAUUAGAAAAUAUGUAGGAUUCUCUCCAAUUAAGACAUACUUUGAUAGCUGGUUUUUUUGAUGGUAUUAUCCAGCAUGUAUCCUUGUGAUGAACUUCUUUUAAUACUAGAUAAAAUGGUAAUAUUAUAUGGCUCAAAAGAGGCUCUUGUUUGUUAAAUUUUAUAGGAAAUAUAAAUCAUGCCCUGACUGCAUUCUCAGUAAUUUUCCCCUGAUUAAGAACAGUUAAAAUUCCAUGCAAAUGUCAGUUUCUAAAACUCCAAAUUAGAGCAAGAUAAUAUUCAGCUGUGAUUUAUAUUUGAAGAAAUGGACAUACAUCUAUGAAAGAUUUAUGUAAUAAUUAUUUUAAUGUGUUUGAAGUAUAUUAAUUUUAAUAUAGUAAAUGUGAUUUUUGUGUGUGGAAUUUUGUCAAGUGAGAAGAACCAUCAAUAAAAUAUCC
Molecule: messenger RNA, 4923 nt
Organism: Nannospalax galili (Upper Galilee mountains blind mole rat)
Lineage: Eukaryota; Metazoa; Chordata; Mammalia; Rodentia; Spalacidae
Gene: Fyb1
Product: FYN binding protein 1
Exons: 19
Coding region: 143-2614 (823 amino acids)
Biological process (GO): T cell receptor signaling pathway; protein localization to plasma membrane; integrin-mediated signaling pathway
Cellular component (GO): plasma membrane
Molecular function (GO): protein binding; lipid binding
Source: RefSeq, a predicted model, not a curated record